CCGAAGGAGAGGAGGGAGUGAACCAGAGGAAUCCCUCCAGGAGGAGAAGCUGGUCCCAUCUACCUUCUCUGGCUGCUCCCCAGCUGGCCUUUCCCUGGGAGCCUGAGUUCAGAAAACAGAAAGUAUUGAUUCUGAGGACCAAGACAUGGGCCCUGCUAGUAGUGCCUUCCUACUGUCCCUUCUACUGGGGUCUUGCCCAAGUUCUUCCCCCAAAAAGAAAGAUCUGCAAUCAGUGUGUGGACGACCUGUAUACUCAGGCCGUGUUGUGGGUGGCCAGGAUGCUGCUGCAGGGCACUGGCCUUGGCAAGUCAGCGUGCUCUUGGGCCAGAACCAUGUCUGUGGAGGGUCUCUCAUCAGUGACAGGUGGAUACUGACAGCAGCACACUGCUUAAAAAAGAACUGGAUUCCUUUGUUGUAUACUGUGCAGCUGGGAUCGAUUCAGAUAGACCAACCAAGUCAAAGUGUGAAGCAUCGUGUGUUCAAAACUAUUAUCCAUCCCCAAAUUCAACAUACAACUGCAGACAUCGCCUUGUUGAAACUGGUCUCUAGAGUCACCUUUACCUCUUUCAUCCUGCCCAUCUGCUUGCCCCGGAUCACAAAGCAGUUGAAAAUUCCAGCCUCUUGCUGGGUGACUGGAUGGGGAAAGGUUAAAGAAGGUGAAGAUACUGAUUACCCCUCCAUCCUCCAGGAAGCAGAAAUAUCCGUCUUUGACCGCCAGACCUGUGAACAACUCUACAACCCAAUCAGCUCCAUGCUGCCAGAAUUGGAACCAGUCAUCCAAGACGACGAGAUAUGUGCUGGUGAUACAGCUAAAAUGAAGGAUACUUGCAAGGGUGAUUCUGGAGGACCUCUGUCAUGUCAUAUUAACGGUGUAUGGACCCAGUUAGGACUAGUAAGCCGGGGAAUAGGCUGUGCUGAAUCUCUCCCUGGAGUCUACACCAGCGUGAUCUACUAUCAAAAAUGGAUUAAGACUACUAUCUCAAGAGCUGAGGUCUUGGGUGCCAAUAAUUUGGACUUAUCUGACUUCCUGUACCUUACUAUACUGCUCUCUCUGGCUCUCCUGGGACCCUUCUGUGCCUUUGGGCCUAACAUUUUAAGGAGAGUAAGCAGUAUAGCUAAAGCCACUGGCCAAGUACAGGGUCAAGGUGGGAAUACAUAAAGAUUAAGCCCCAGGAGCAGAGAACUCACAGGAGAGUCACUAGGAACCCUGGAUUACUUCAUUAAAAUAAUUUUGAUUUUGGUUUUGAGGUUCUUUAUUCUGAAAGUAUGUUUUAGGGGUUGGAAUUUGAGUAGCUGACACGACAUUCUUUGUCCCUAUGAAUCUUACAAGGCAAGAAAGGUACCUUCUAUGAAUAAGUAAUUAUGGACACAAAUAAAAUGGCUACUAGAGAAGUGGGCAAGAAAAGAAGUAUCUGUGAAGGCAAAGGGAAAGUCCUCAAGAAAAUAUAUUAAGAGUUUACUUUGGGGGCCCCUGGGUGGCUC
Molecule: messenger RNA, 1482 nt
Organism: Zalophus californianus (California sea lion)
Lineage: Eukaryota; Metazoa; Chordata; Mammalia; Carnivora; Otariidae
Gene: PRSS48
Product: serine protease 48
Biological process (GO): proteolysis
Molecular function (GO): serine-type endopeptidase activity
Source: RefSeq, a predicted model, not a curated record